AUGGGUAUCAAGCAACUGACCCAGGUCAUCCAAGAGGAGGCGCCGGAUGCCAUCAAGAACGGCGAGAUCAAGAAUCAUUUCGGCCGUAAGGUGGCUAUCGACGCAUCAAUGAGCAUCUACAGCUUCCUCAUCGCCGUCCGCUCCGAUGGCCAGCAACUCAUGUCAGACACCGGCGAGACUACCUCACACAUAAUGGGCAUGUUCUACCGCACUCUUCGAAUCCUCAAGUCCGGCGAGUUGGCCAAACGCUUUGCCCGAAAGAGUGAAGCCAAUGAAGCCCACGAAGAGGCAAAAGAGACCGGCACAGCUGAGGAAGUCGAGAAGUUCUCACGCAGAACUGUCAGAGUCACACGCGAGCACAAUGAGGAGUGUCGACGAUUGCUGAAGCUGAUGGGCAUUCCGUUCAUCAUUGCGCCCACCGAGGCUGAGGCUCAGUGUGCUGUGUUGGCACGAGCUGGUAAGGUCUAUGCUGCGGCUUCGGAGGAUAUGGAUACGCUCACAUUCAAUGCACCUAUAUUGCUACGACAUCUCACGUUCAGCGAGCAACGUAAGGAGCCUAUCCAGGAGAUCCAUCUCGACAAAGUGUUGGCAGGUCUGAACAUGGAACGGGAUCAAUUCAUUGAUCUGUGUAUCCUGCUCGGCUGUGACUACGUCGAUCCUAUCCCCAAGGUUGGUCCGAAUACUGCGCUGAAGCUGAUCCGAGAGCAUGGCUCGCUGGAGAAGGUCGUCGAAUUCAUGGAGAAGGAUCCGAAGAAGCGCUACACCAUCCCAGAAGAUUGGCCAUACCAAGAUGCGAGAGAUCUCUUCCUCCACCCAGAUGUCCGAGAUGCGGAAGAUCCUGAAUGUGACUUCAAGUGGGAAGCACCAGAUAUCGAGGGACUGGUAGCGUUCCUGGUGGGUGAGAAGGGCUUCAAUGAGGAUCGCGUACGUAGUGCAGCACAGAAGCUGACGAAGAAUGUCAAGUCUGCUCAGCAGUCACGCAUGGAAGGAUUCUUCAAGCCGGUCCCCAAGACGGCGGAGGAGAAAGCGAGCUUGAAGCGGAAGCACGACGACAAGAUUGCCGAGUCGAAGAAAAAGAAGAAGGAAGAGGCUAAGACUAAGAAGGAGUCCAAGGCCAAGGCUCAUCUCAACAGUUGA
Messenger RNA from Cyphellophora attinorum, 1137 nucleotides. RefSeq names its product Flap endonuclease 1. The transcript has 4 exons. Lineage: Eukaryota; Fungi; Ascomycota; Eurotiomycetes; Chaetothyriales; Cyphellophoraceae. Bases 1 to 1137 code for a protein of 378 amino acids. Gene Ontology annotation, molecular function: 5'-flap endonuclease activity; 5'-3' exonuclease activity; DNA binding. Gene Ontology annotation, cellular component: cytoplasm; nucleus. The record is from RefSeq and is a predicted model, not a curated record.